This is a messenger RNA of Elgaria multicarinata webbii, 2961 nucleotides long. RefSeq names its product FIGNL1 interacting regulator of recombination and mitosis (gene FIRRM). The record is from RefSeq and is a predicted model, not a curated record. The transcript has 24 exons. NCBI's taxonomy places the organism in Eukaryota, Metazoa, Chordata, Lepidosauria, Squamata, Anguidae. The coding region runs from base 1 to 2715 and encodes 904 amino acids.
AUGUCCCAGGCCGAGCCCGGGCCGCUGUCGCUGCUGACGGAAGUGGAGGGCUGGGAUCCCGAGUUGUGCCGCCGCCAGCUGCCCGCAGCCCUGCCUCGUCUCCUCUCUAUGUAUCAGGCAGCUGAAAAUUGGACUCAGCAUAUUUGUAUCUUAAGGAUCACAACUGAGAGAUUUCUACCUCACAUUGAUAUUUCUGAGUUAGAGCAAGCAUUUUCCUCUAAAAUAUUACCAAAGACAGUACAAUUAUUUGAUCUUUUGAUGUAUGAAAUAUCCAGUCAGGCAAAACUAUUAACAAACCAGAAUCUAGAGUUACACGUGACAUUGAGGAACCAUUUGCAGGCGCUGGUGCAUGUGUUGGAAGCAUUAACAGGGUGUGUGCAACACAUCUGCACUAUGCAGGAGACUGUGUCCUUAGAACAUGUCCACAGUCUUCCCUCCUCUGUUCUUCAUGUUAUCAAGAACACAUUUAUACAUUGCAAGAACAGUGAGUCAUUGUACAGUGAGUGUCUUCACUUGUUUUCUGAUUUACUCCAGUCUCUGUUUAAGGAAGCCUAUACAUUGCAAAAGCAACUUAUGGAGCUGCUUGAUAUGGUAUCUGUGAACUCCUGUACUCCUGAAGAUAAUAUAGCAAUUGUGGUAUCAGUGAUUCACACUGUGCUGGAGAUCUGCUCUACAAUUUCGAGCAUAGAUCAUGCUCUUCAUGCAAAUACAUGGAAGUUCAUAAUCAGGCAAAGUCUCAAGCACAAAUCCCUGAUAAAGAACCAUUUGAAACAUUCUGAUAUCUUCAGUGGCCUUUGUGAGGAUAUCCUGUUUUCUUUCGAAUCUUGUUUGCAGCUGGCCGUGCAGAUGAAACAGUCUGGAACACAGGAGAGCAUUGAUAACAAGUUGUUCCAGAGGACAAUCAAACUGUGUAGAUUCUUCGCUAAUUCCCUGAUACACUAUACGAAGGAGUUCACUUCUUUCCUGGUAGAUUCCUGCCCUCAGCUUCAUCAGACAUACCUUGAAAUAUACAGCAAAUUUCCUCCAAGUCUUCAUGCUCCAGUGAUUUCUGAGGCUCAUCAGGAUGAAAUAGCAAGGGGAUUCCUAGUGGUGCUGGAUUCCCUCCUCCUGCAACUGCUCUGCUCUAGGCCUUUCCUAGAAGUGGUAUUAAGUAAAACUUUAGAUCUCUCUCCUGAGCUGCACUUCCCACAAUGUCGUCUUCUGCUUUCUGUCAUGGACAUGUUGCCAUCCCAGCCUCAGGAUGUGCAGGCUCUUUGGAAUACAGGAAGACAGUUCCCAGAAGAGAAUCCCAGGGUGUCCUUGUUUGCAGCACUGUUCCUCAGUCUUCAGCAGUGCUCUGGCGAACUUUCCCUUCCCUUUUUGCCAGGAGCGAUGGGGACAGGGCAAGCUGAGGAUCCUGUCACCUUUUACCACUAUGCUUGCAUCCACUUGUGUACCUUUAUCACAUCCAUCCCUGAAUCACAUUUCCAUCUUCUGGAAUGCUCCCUGCUGGAGGCUGUACUUGGUUCUAACAUGAUGACUGCUCUCUUGGCUAUGGAUGCUUGGUGCUUCCUUGCCCGGUAUGCGACAGCAGACCUGUGUGCUCAUCAUGCAUUUAUAAUAGCACAUUUGAUAAAAGCCUGUCCUGCUGAGUGUUACCAAGUCUCUCUGCUGGGGGUCCUGUUAAGACGUCUGCUCUUCCUGAUGGCUGCGGAUCACCAGGUGAAGUUUAUCCAAAACUUCCCUCCUAAAGAUACAGAGAACCUACUAUUGUGGCAGCAUCUUUCUCUCCAGGCUUUGAUACCUUUGCUCAGGCAGCAAGUUGCUCGUGAGCUUUUUGUGGCAGGACUUGCGCAAUGUCAGCAGUGGCUGAGCAGCGAAAGGUCCAUGGCGGAACUUCCACCGGUGAACACGGCUCUUUCUGCCUUGCUGUCCAUGUGCCAGACUGCUGGGGAGAUAGUAGAGGAGGAGGGUCAGCGAACGGCACUCGUUGGUGCUCUGCGCCAGUUUUUGGUAGUUCUACAUUCCACACAAGUUCCCGUCCUGUCCUGUCUUCAGCAGGCCUUUGGCUUGACGCUUCGCCUCCUGCAGCUCUUCACCCACAUGUUAGAGCCUCAGUUGCUAAUUCAGGUACUUGCACUACAAAUAUCCAUCCUCCAGCUAAAUCCCCCAGAUCAUGUUCUCACUGCAGUUUUAGAUUUUCUCUCUUCAAUGGGGAAAUCCUGUGUUCCACCCGAUUUACAGGUACAGUUGCUAUCCAAGUUGUCCUGUCUGUUUGCUGCUUUGCUGGCCAGCAGUAACUGGCUGAUUCAACAGCAUGCCAUAGAGGCAUUCACUCAGUUUGCAGAGGGAACAAGCCACGAAGCCAUACUUCCCCAGUGUCUAAACUCUGAAGAAAUUAAAAGCAAAGUUGUUGGCUUCCUGUCAAAGACCUACCACAUAGAGGAGACAGCAGAAGCAAGAGCAGAACGAGUUAAAGAGGAAAAUGCUCUUUUUAAGUGCCAUUUACUGGAGUCUACAGCAGACAGACAAAGGGCCCUGAUCUUGGAGCCAUCUCCCAAAAGAACGUGCUUCUCACCUAGUGAGGCACAAUACAAGUCAGCUAUUGACACCGCUGAAGGGAUGCUGGAGGCUGUGAAGCUGCUGCUACAGAAGGGCCCGCCCCCCAUUUGGCUCGCAAAGAAACUGGACGCAAUACAGACGACGCUGAACAGCUUGAAAAACAGCGUAUGUUGAAUGGUUUAAACCUCUGCUUCUGGAUGACUGCUAACUGCAGCUCCACCCAAGACCCACAAGUAGAAGCCAAAGAAGCAGACUGUCGCCCACCAAUGGUGGUUCUGGAAUCUUGAUGGCGCAUGUCUUAUGUUCUGUUUGUUUAUAUAUGUUGCAGGGUCUUGUUGAAUACAAAAGUAAAGAUAGCAAAUUCUCACUUAACAUUAAGUGAUUGAACAUGGACUAAAAUAAAUACCAAUUUUUCUGUGA